This is a messenger RNA of Cucumis melo (muskmelon), 1457 nucleotides long. RefSeq names its product twinkle homolog protein, chloroplastic/mitochondrial. The coding region runs from base 132 to 1289 and encodes 385 amino acids. The transcript is spliced from 14 exons. Gene Ontology annotation, molecular function: single-stranded DNA binding; 5'-3' DNA helicase activity. NCBI's taxonomy places the organism in Eukaryota, Viridiplantae, Streptophyta, Magnoliopsida, Cucurbitales, Cucurbitaceae. The record is from RefSeq and is a predicted model, not a curated record.
UCUUUUUCCAACUGUCAUAACUUCCAAUAAACAAAGAAAACCUUGUGUGUGUGUGUGUGUGUGUGUGUGUGAAGCAGAUAAGGCCUCUUCCACUCUGCUCUUCCAUUUCUCUCCAAAUCCAUUCAAUUCAAAUGCCAAUAAACUCAACUUUCACCUUCAAUUCCAAUUUCAACUUCAACUUCAAAUUCAUUCAUCGCUCUUCCCCUUCCUCUCUUUCUCUAAACAAUUUCUCCAUUUCCUCUUCCCCUUCCCGAUUCCUUCUUCGCUUCUGCACUACCAGACUAUCUUCCGCCCUUUCUCAUGCUCCACCGUUGCCGCCGCCAGUGAAGGUUCUUAGGGAGAAGAUGGAUCUUAUUGGAAUCGUUUGUGAUGAACAUUGUAUCCCUGGAAAGUACUAUUGCCUCUUCUGUCCCAAGUGCAAGGGUGGUCGUUUAAUGGAGAGGAGCUUAUCUCUUCAUGUGAUUCCAACUGGAGAUUUUGCAAUGUGGAGGUGUUUCCGGUUUGAGUGUGGUUGGGCAGGCCGGAUAUUUGCAGAUGGCAGAUUGGCAUUUAAUGGAUUCAGCAAAACUGAAAAAAUGGUUGGACGGAGUUCAAAGGAAAGUUUGGUUUUGGAGCCUCUUUGUGAUGAGCUAAUCUCUUAUUUCAGCAUGAGAAUGAUAUCCCAAGAAACCUUAGAACGGAAUGUUGUUAUGCAAGUAGUUGGUCGUCAGCAGGUUGCUAUUGCAUUUACUUAUCGUCAAAAUGGACAGCUUGUCGGUUGCAAGUAUCGAACCAUGGACAAGAGAUUUUGGCAGGAGAAGGGUACAGCAAAGUUCCUGUAUGGGAUUGAUGACAUUAAUGAUGCAGAUGAACUCAUCAUUGUUGAAGGUGAAAUGGAUAAACUUUCAGUUGAAGAAGCUGGUUUCCUGAAUUGUAUCAGUGUUCCUGGUGGUGCCCCAAGCAAGGUUUCAACUGAUACAAUUCCACCAAUUGAAAAGGAUUCUGCAUACCAAUAUUUAUGGGGCUGCAAAGACUACUUAGAUAAGGUUUCCCGCAUUAUCUUGGCCACUGAUAGCGAUGUACCAGGGCAAGCUUUGGCAGAAGAGCUAGCACGUCGUCUUGGAAAACACAGAUGUUGGCGAGUAGAUUGGCCAUAUAAAGAUGGCUUCAACCGUUUUAAGGAUGCCAAUGAGGUUCUUGUCCACUUGGGACCAGAUGCUUUGAAGAACGCAAUUCAAGAUGCCAAGUUUUAUCAACUUUCAAUUUCAAUUUCAAUACAAAAAGAAGAGGGCCUGUUCCAAGAGCAUUGACAAUUCUGGUAAACAAGAUCGAGUAGAGUAAUCCAUAAUACUUAGGUUUAGUAGUUGCAGUAGCUAGAGAGAUCAUGUAUGUUCUUUGAUACAUAAGAAGCCUUGGAUUAUAUAUUAAGAAAAAAGGGAAGAGAAAAAACAUACUUUUAAAGUUUGAUUUGAUUGAAA